This is a messenger RNA of Malassezia sympodialis ATCC 42132, 993 nucleotides long. RefSeq lists its product as uncharacterized. The record is from RefSeq and is a predicted model, not a curated record. Gene Ontology annotation, molecular function: GTP binding. The coding region runs from base 1 to 993 and encodes 330 amino acids. The transcript has 2 exons. Lineage: Eukaryota; Fungi; Basidiomycota; Malasseziomycetes; Malasseziales; Malasseziaceae.
AUGUCUGCGCCUGAGCCAAUGCCCACGCCCCUUCAUGGGUAUGUCGGCUUCGACACCUUGACGAAGCAAGCGGAGCUCAAGAUGAUGCGCCGCGGCUUCCACUUCAACGUAAUGCUUGUGGGUCAGACGGGUCUGGGUAAGAGUACGAUGGUCAACACCCUGUUUGCCUCCCGCCUGGUGGAAAGCAAGGGCCGCAUUGACCCUUCAGACGAAAUUCGCCAAACCACGAGCAUUGCUAUCGACUCUCACGUGGUCAUUGAGAACGGUGUGAAGCUCAAGUUGAACUUGAUCGACACGCCUGGCUACGGCGACCUAAUUAACAACGAGCAUUGGUACGUGUAUGGUCCUGACCACAGCUGGGAGCCCAUUGUAAAGUACAUCAAGGACCAGUACAGCAUGUACCUGCGCAAGGAGCUUACGGCGGUGCGCGACCGUCACAUUCCGGACACGCGUGUGCAUGUGGUGCUAUUCUUCAUCAACCCUUCGGGACACUCACUGCGCCCAAUGGAUGUCCAGGUGCUGAAGAAGUUGGGUGAUAUUGCCAAUGUGAUUCCUGUGAUUGCCAAGGCCGACACGCUGACGCUGGAGGAGCGCCAGGUGUUCAAGGAGCGCGUGCGCGCUGAGCUGCAGAACAAUGGUAUCCGUGUGUAUCCUUUCGACCACGAGGACUACGAUGAAGAGGACCGUGCGCUGAACAGCCAGGUGCAGGCUAUGCUGCCCUUUGCGGUGGUAGGAUCGACCAAGGUAUACGAUGUGAAUGGUAUGCCGGUGCGCGGUCGCCAGACCCGCUGCGGCCUGGUGAAUAUCGAGGACCCGUCUCACUGUGAGUUUGUGCAAUUCCGCAACUUUUUGCUGCGUACAAACCUGCAUGACCUCAUCGAGACGACAUCCAGCACGUACUACGAGUCGUUCCGCUCGAAGCAGCUACUGGCGCUCAAGGAGAGCAGCGUGAAGCAGCAGCAGCAGCAGCAGCAGCAUCAAUACCAGCAGUAG